This is a messenger RNA of Saitoella complicata NRRL Y-17804, 1581 nucleotides long. Its product is annotated as vacuolar ATP synthase subunit B. The record is from RefSeq and is a predicted model, not a curated record. Lineage: Eukaryota; Fungi; Ascomycota; Saitoellomycetes; Saitoellales; Saitoellaceae. Gene Ontology annotation, biological process: ATP metabolic process; proton transmembrane transport. Gene Ontology annotation, cellular component: proton-transporting V-type ATPase, V1 domain. Bases 1 to 1581 code for a protein of 526 amino acids. Gene Ontology annotation, molecular function: proton-transporting ATPase activity, rotational mechanism; ATP binding. The transcript has 2 exons.
AUGAGCGCUGCUGAGGCAUUCGCCAUCAAUGCCAAGGCAGUCACCCAGAACUACGACCAGCGCGUCAAUCCCAGACUCAAGUACAACACUGUCUCCGGUAUCACCGGUCCUCUCGUCAUUCUCGACAAUGUCAAAUACCCUAGAUAUAACGAGAUCGUUAACCUUACUCUUCCUGACGGCACCAGGCGUGUUGGUCAGGUCCUCGAAGUCCGCGGCAAGAAGGCCGUCGUGCAGGUCUUUGAGGGUACUUCGGGUGUCGAUGUCAAGAAGACUACGGUCGAGUUCACUGGAGAGAGUAUGAGACUGCCGGUGUCUGAGGAUAUGUUGGGUCGUGUAUUCAACGGAUCCGGUCAGGCCAUCGAUAAGGGGCCGAAGGUGUUUGCGGAGGAUCACCUCGACAUUAACGGGUCACCAAUCAACCCCUACUCCCGUAUUUACCCCGAAGAAAUGAUCCAGACUGGUAUCUCGGCGAUUGACACGAUGAACUCUAUCGCCCGUGGCCAGAAGAUCCCUGUCUUCUCCGCUGCUGGUCUCCCUCACAACGAAAUCGCAGCCCAGAUCUGUCGUCAAGCCGGCCUCGUCAAGUCUCCAACCUCCAAGGGUGUUCACGACGACCACGAGGAUAAUUUCUCUAUCGUCUUCGCCGCUAUGGGUGUCAACAUGGAAACCGCCCGUUUCUUCCGUCAAGACUUCCAGGAGAACGGUUCCCUGGAUCGUGUCACCCUUUUCCUCAACUUGGCAAACGACCCUACUAUCGAGCGUAUCAUCACUCCUCGUCUCGCUCUUACCACUGCCGAGUACCUUGCGUACCAGACCGAGAAGCAUGUCUUGACUAUUCUUACCGACAUGUCUUCGUACGCAGAUGCUUUGCGUGAGGUGUCUGCUGCCCGUGAAGAAGUGCCUGGACGUCGUGGUUACCCUGGUUACAUGUACACUGAUUUGUCUACCAUCUACGAGCGUGCUGGACGUGUUGAGGGAAGGAACGGAUCUAUUACUCAGAUUCCUAUCUUGACUAUGCCUAACGAUGAUAUCACUCACCCCAUUCCUGAUUUGACUGGUUACAUUACUGAGGGCCAGAUCUUCGUCGACCGUCAGCUGCACAACCGUCAGAUCUACCCUCCAAUCAACGUCCUUCCCUCCCUUUCCCGUCUCAUGAAGUCCGCCAUCGGUGAGGGUCUCACCCGCAAGGACCACGGUGACGUUUCCAACCAGCUGUACGCCAAGUACGCCAUCGGACGUGACGCAGCAGCCAUGAAGGCCGUCGUCGGAGAGGACGCUCUCUCACAAGAGGACAAGCUCUCUCUUGAGUUCUUGGAAAAGUUCGAGCACACUUUCAUUGCCCAGGGUCCUUACGAGUCGCGUACGAUCUUCGAGUCCCUUGACUUGGCAUGGAGUUUGUUGCGUAUCUUCCCUAAGGAGAUGCUUAACCGUGUCAGUCCCAAAUUGAUCGAGGAAUUCUACCAGAGGGAGAGGAAGUCUGCUAGGAGGGGGAACAAGGAUACCAGGGAUAAUGAGGAUGAUGAGGUUGUGAGUGCUGCCGCGCAGAACUCGACGCAGACUCCGAAUUUGAUCGAUGCGUAG